Messenger RNA from Rhinocladiella mackenziei CBS 650.93, 816 nucleotides. RefSeq lists its product as uncharacterized. The record is from RefSeq and is a predicted model, not a curated record. Gene Ontology annotation, cellular component: peroxisomal matrix. Lineage: Eukaryota; Fungi; Ascomycota; Eurotiomycetes; Chaetothyriales; Herpotrichiellaceae. The transcript is spliced from 2 exons. The coding region runs from base 1 to 816 and encodes 271 amino acids. Gene Ontology annotation, biological process: fatty acid beta-oxidation.
AUGGACGGUUCAGACUUGGCAGUUUCCUACAGUACUCGAGGCAGCUUUGCGAUCAUCACGCUGAAUAGUCCCCGAAAACUCAAUGCCUUGACCUCGCGACAAUGGUAUCGACUUGCGAGCAUUAUGCAGGAAAUUGAUUGUCUCGAUAGCAUUCUGGUGACGGUGUUGACAGGCAAGGGACGUUACUUUUCCGCGGGUGCAGACAUCUCGAACCCACAACCACAAACUGAUCCUGAUACUCGCCGACGUUGGCUGCAAAAUUUUGUCGCGACCAACUUCUAUCUUACGCACGCCUUUUCGACGCAUUCCAAGAUCCUUGUGGCGGCUCUCAAUGGCCCAGCAAUUGGAGGAUCAGCUGCCGUUGCUGCAUUCGCCGAUUUCAUUUACGCUGCUCCUCACACGUUCAUCCUCACGCCGUUCGCGUCACUCGGGCUUGUCGCAGAAGUGGGCACUUCGCAAACUCUCGUACAGAGACUGGGUAUCCCCCUCGCCAACGAAGCCAUGCUCAUGGGCCGGAAGAUUUCUGCUGCGGAAUUGGUAGGAUGUGGGUUCGCUACCAAAAUCAUUAACAUCGAAGAGGGAGACGAUCCGAAGUUCCUACACUUGGUUAUGAACGAGCUUGGCGAAAGAUUUGGGGAUCAUUUGAAUCACGAAUGCCUCCUUCAAAUCAAAGCUUUGCGACAGAAACCGCAGAGAGAUGUACUAGCUUUACAGAAUGUUGCAGAAGUGUUUGCCGGGUGGGAGCGCUUGACAUCGGGUGCGGUAGAGAAAGAGAUGGGGAAGAUUAGAUCGGGAGAGAAGCGACAUAAAUUAUGA